AUGCCAUCUCCUGGAAUACCGAGUGGGUCGUUGCCGUCAGAGCAACCAUUUGGUGACCCUCAAUUGAGUGCCUCAAACAGCUCCCGCGCGUCGGAAACGGGGGAGCCUGGUGCAGAGAGCAUUGACCCCGGCACAACCCAAUCGACCAACGGUCACUCUCCAGACACGCUUGGAGAUGGAAAGCAAGGCGCGAAAGCCAUGCUAGCUGCCUCGGGCGCGUCAGACCACGGCAGUGAGGGUUCCAACGGCACACCUCAAUCCAACGGCACAAACGGUUCAGCGAGAAAGCGAUCUCGUGAUGGAUCUGCUCCCCAGUCCAACGAGGUCACCGGGACCAUGACUGUCCGCACUCGCGACCCACCGCUCGAUCAGAUUCUCCUGUCGCAGUAUGUUGAUCGCGAAUUCCACCACUCGGCCGCUAGUGCCUGGCAAAAUCCAGGUCAAGAAUUACACAAAAAUAAAAAGGCGGAGCGCGAUUUCUAUUUGACGGUUCGUCGCGAGAACCAGCACAACCCAGCUGUUUUAUAUGGGGUUGGAUAUGAAGGAUUUGGAAAUCCUCGUACCGACCUUCGCAACCAACAUCCCCAGCUUCUGUACCCUACCCAUCGCCGCCGGCCAGGAAAUCGAAAAACUCGAGAAUUGCGCGUUUCUCGACGCGAAGCGAAGAUCCAAAGCGAGCAAACGGAAGACCUCGUGCCUGUGCGCCUAGAUAUCGAUUGGGAAAAAGUCAAAAUCCGUGAUACCUUCACAUGGAACUUGCAUGACCGAGUUGUGUCCCCAGAUCUCUUCGCCGAGAAGCUGGUCGAGGAUAUGGGUCUCGCGCUGGAGACUUCAAUUCCUCUGGUGCGCAUGAUCUCCCAGAGUAUCCAGGACCAGGUUAUCGACUACUAUCCGCAUCUCAAUAUACACGAAGACGCCCUUGAUCCCCAGCUGCCCUACACUGCGUAUAAAAAUGACGAGAUGCGCAUUUCGGUCAAGCUGAAUAUCACCAUUGGCCAACAUACCCUCAUUGAUCAAUUCGAGUGGGAUAUCAACGACCCCAACAAUUCCCCCGAAGAAUUCGCCUUGCGUAUGACUGACGACUUGUCACUGUCCGGCGAAUUCACUACUGCCAUUGCCCACUCAAUUCGGGAACAAGCUCAACUUUUCACCAAAUCCUUGUACAUUGUCGCUCAUCCAUUCGAUGGUCGCCCGAUCGAGGACCCAGACCUCCACAACUCCUUCCUUCCUACUCCCGUGGCAUCUGCCUUCCGCCCCUAUCAAUCUGCCAAAGAGCAUACUCCUUAUCUUUACGAACUCAACGAAGCAGACCUCGAACGCACGGAGAUCUCCAUCUCUCGAGAACAACGUCGCCAGAAGCGAUCAAUUAACCGUCGGGGUGGUCCUGCUUUACCAGACCUGAAGGAUCGCCAGCGUACGAUCCGUACGAUGAUCGUCUCCUCCGUGAUCCCCAACUCGGUAGGAUCAUUCGAGGAGAGCAAUGUCAUCAAGCGCACCGGAUCGGGUCGCCGGCGUGGCAUGGCCAACCGAGGCGAUGACGAUUCGGACGAGUUCGAUAGCGAUGACUCCUCUGUCGGAUCUCCGGCCAUCGGUCCCAAUCUUGCACAGGGCACUGCCCGUACAAGAGGUAUGAGGGGUGCGGCAAGCGCCGCCCAUGCAGCCCUUCGCGCCAGUCUGGGGCAAUCAGCAACCCCCGAGCCAGUCUUCCACGAACCUCGAGUCUCGGCUCGGAGGCAACAAUAUCGAGAGGAGAGCGUGGAGGAAAAUGAGAGAUUGAUCGUGAGACUCAAGAUCCCACGUGAUAAAUUGGUCGACUUGAGAAACGGCAGACGCAUUGUCUCCCAGGCUUCCCAGGCCGCUGCGCGUGCAAUGGCACCUCCACUGGACAAACAAUCCCGACUUCACCCUCCGCCCCGGCCGCAACAAACUGGCGCCGUUGAUGCUCCAAACCCCCCGCAGCCUGGCGUUUCAGGUCCCCCACCGCCAAGUUGGCUGGCCACCGGUCUCAGCAGACUCAAACAAUCCCACACCAACGACUCCUUUGAAGGCGUCAUGCGGUACUCCGCCGUUGACAUGGACACCCUUGCCCCAGUGGCCAAUCCAAACAACCUCCAACAGGGCCAGAAGAUCAAAUACCAAUAUCUUCCUCGAAUCCGCUGCCACGACUGUCCCGGGAAGCUCUACACGCCAGGACCAGGCAUGACGGUGGAUAACUUUGAGGUCCACCUUCGAAACAGACAGCACAAGGAGCGUGUUGAAGAGCGUCUUGCGAAGAAUGGUGGCUUUGCUGGCGACGGAAGUGCCAGCGCCAGCCCUGCUCCCGGUGUACACGCCUCUCCCUCUGGACCGUCAUAG
Messenger RNA from Penicillium olsonii, 2355 nucleotides. The record is from the annotation of a GenBank genome assembly. Lineage: Eukaryota; Fungi; Ascomycota; Eurotiomycetes; Eurotiales; Aspergillaceae.